Marchantia polymorpha subsp. ruderalis is the source of this 909-nucleotide messenger RNA. The record is from the annotation of a GenBank genome assembly. Lineage: Eukaryota; Viridiplantae; Streptophyta; Marchantiopsida; Marchantiales; Marchantiaceae.
AUGACUUCUACGACACAUGAAAGAAGAUGUGGAGAAAAGGAUUCCUCAACAGAAGAGACGAUUGUGUGGGUAGAGCUGACGCGCGAGCAACGAAUUUAUUAUCGUGCUGUGUAUGAGAACAAUGUUGGGACAUUGUUAAAAGGUUCUACAAGCAGCGAUGUGUCAAGUCUUCGAAAUGUGGCAAUGGAGCUGCGGAAAGUCUGUAACCAUCCCUUCUUAUGUGACGGCUUUAAGGAAGACUAUGCAUCCAAGCAUGGUGCAUCUAGGAGGAUGUGUGGCAAGGAUGGGAAGAACGUCAUUUCCACUCAGAAUCCCUUGCAAGAAGCUUCAGGGAAGAUGAUCCUCGUGGAUAAACUUUUGCCAAUGUUGAAGGGGAUGGGCCGGCGUGUGCUAAUAUUUUCGAAGUUCACGAUGAUGCUCGAUCUUCUAGAGGACUAUCUUCUGUCUAAGGCCUAUACUUAUGAGAGGAUAGACGGGAACAUUCGAGGGUCUGACCGUCAGGCAGCAAUUGAUCGCUAUUCUGCGACGAAAAGCUUAGAUGAGGCUAUACUUGGGAAUCGAGUUGGCGCAGAUGUAGACGUUGAAAUGAAUAGGAAUAUCGAGAGCCUGCUCAAGCAUGGUGCUUAUGACAUCUUGAAGGAUGACUCGGAUGCAGCUGCUGCAGAGUUUAGUGCUCAAAAUAUUCAUGAGAUUUUGGAACCUCGAACGCAGGAACGACUCAUCGGGGGACGUGGUGCGAAUACAUUCUCUGUCGCGACGAAUACAGAAAGGGAUCCAGAGCCUGCGGAGGAACUCAAGCCUGAACUGGAGAAAGGAAGCAAAGAAUUUUGGAAAGACUUGUUAUCCGAUGCCUGUAAAGCUUCCGAAGUUCCUGUAGAGAAAGUUCAAACCACACCAGCUGGAUCUUGA